AUGACCAGAAGAAGCAGGGAAUGGUGGAAAUGCGCCAGAGUUCCCGCAACGAGGGAAGGAAGCAGGGAUUUUCUUCUACAGUUGAUCGUCGCCCUCCGCUCGUAGUGUGCUCGGCUAUCGAGCGGCAGCGUCACUUCUUUGCUCUCGAUUUUAUCUCAGGUGGUGUUGCUGCUGCAGUGUCCAAGAGUGCCGCCGCGCCUCUCGAGCGAGUGAAGCUGUUGAUCCAGAACCAAAGCGAGCUUCUCAAGAGCGGCCGCCUUACUCAACCAUACAAAGGAGUGGGAGACUGCUUGCACCGCGUUGUUAGAGAAGAAGGCGUGUUGGCCUUGUGGAGAGGAAACCUCACCAAUGUCAUACGCUACCUUCCAACACAGGCUUUCAACUUUGCUUUCAAGGAUUACAUCAAGGAUCUCUUCGGCCUGAGCAGAGAACGCGAUGGCCACUGCAAAUGGAUAAUUGGAAACAUGGCGGCUGGAGGAGCAGCUGGUGUGAUAUCCUCCAUGCUUGUCUACUCGCUCGAUUUUGCACGUACCAGGCUCGCAAACGACACCAUACAAUUGGAGAAGACCGGUGCUCGCCAGUACCAAGGUCUUACCGAUGUAUACAAGAAAACUCUGGCAACCGAUGGUGUUUUUGGUUUGUACAGAGGCUUCAGCGCUUCCAUAGUUGGCAUCGUUCUAUACCGCAGCCUCUACUUCGGCAUCUAUGAUUCGGUGAAGCCGUUUGUUCUGGUGGGAUCACUCCAGGGAAGCUUUGCUGCUAGUUUCGCUGUUGGAUGGGUAGUGACAACUUUCUCCAGUCUCACUGUCUAUCCGUUCGAUACCGUGCGGCGCAGGAUGAUGAUGACUUCGGGCGAAGCUGUGAAGUACCGUGGCGCCAUCGAUGCUUUCAGGCUUAUUUGGAAGAACGAAGGUCCCCGGAAUUCGAUCAAAGGGAGAAUGAAAAGAGGGAGUUGGGGUGGAUCUGAGUCAUCUACUGAGCACAUUUAA
This is a messenger RNA of Selaginella moellendorffii, 989 nucleotides long. RefSeq names its product ADP,ATP carrier protein, mitochondrial-like. Gene Ontology annotation, biological process: mitochondrial ATP transmembrane transport; mitochondrial ADP transmembrane transport. NCBI's taxonomy places the organism in Eukaryota, Viridiplantae, Streptophyta, Lycopodiopsida, Selaginellales, Selaginellaceae. The transcript has 5 exons. Gene Ontology annotation, cellular component: mitochondrial inner membrane. The record is from RefSeq and is a predicted model, not a curated record. Bases 21 to 989 code for a protein of 322 amino acids. Gene Ontology annotation, molecular function: ATP:ADP antiporter activity.